GCAAAGUAAAACUGUGUGAGUCUGAAAUCCGAAAUGGAGUCACUGACGUGGACACUGUUUGUAGUGUUGACAGUAGCCACCGUGGUGGUGGUCCUUGGAAGCAGGAAAAAGAAGAGUAAAUCAAGUAAAAAGCUUCCACCGGGACCCAGAGGUGUUCCGGUGAUCGGAAACCUUCUGGAGCUGGGAAAGAAGCCGCACCACUCGCUGGCGAGGCUUUCGGAGGCCCACGGGCCUAUAAUGAGGCUGCAGUUGGGGCGAGUGACGACGGUGGUGAUAUCUUCAUGCGAGAUGGCCCGAGAAGUGCUCCAAACGCACGACCUCUUGCUCUCCAACAGAACCGUUCCCGAUGCCUUGUCGGUGCUAAACCACAACCAGUAUAGCUUGUCCUUCAUGCGCGUCUCACCACGCUGGCGCGACCUCAGAAAGAUUUGCAAUAACCAAUUGUUCGCAAACAAGACGCUUGAGGCCAGCCAGGACCUCAGGCGCAACAAGUUGCAGGAGCUUCUUGGUGACAUGAAGAAAGCAAGCGAAGUUGGAGAAGCAGUGGACAUCGGAAGAGCGGCAUUCAAGACAACAGUGAACUUGCUGUCGAACACGUUCUUCUCUGUGGAUUUCGUGCACUCCGCAGAGGAGGCAGGAGAGUACAAGGAGAUCGUCGUCAGCAUUCUCAAGGAGGUUGGGGCGCCCAACGUCUCCGACUUCUUCCCCGCCUUGAGGUUCCUCGACUUGCAGGGCAUCAGGCGCCGCUCCGUCGUCUCCGUCAAGAAGGUCCUCACCAUCUUCCGCCGCUUCGUCGCCCAGAGGAUGGCCACCAGAGAAGGCACCGGCUCUAACAACAACGACGAUCUGCUCGAUGCUUUGCUUAAUAUUUCUCAGGACAAUGGCAAGAUAGAGAUGGACAAGGAUGAGAUUGAACACUUGUUGAUGAACAUCUUUGUCGCAGGGACCGACACAACAACAUACACACUAGAAUGGGCCAUGGCGGAGCUACUUCACAAUCCAAAGAUGAUGUCAAAAGUCCAGAAGGAGCUAGAGGAAGUAGUUGGGAAAGGAAAGGCAGUAGAAGAAACAGACAUUGGAAAGUUACCAUACUUGGAAGCAGUGAUAAAAGAGACGUUCCGCGUGCACCCUCCAGUGCCACUUCUACUCCCGCGCAAGGCCGAAAGCGACGUGGAAAUCGGAGGGUACACGAUCCCAAAGGACGCGCAGGUGCUGGUGAACGCGUGGGUGAUCGGAAGAGACCCGAAGAAGUGGAAGAACCCGAGCGUGUUUGCGCCAGAGAGGUUCUUGGAGAUGGAGAGUGAAAUCGACGUUAAGGGACACCACUUUGAGCUGAUACCGUUUGGGUCUGGGCGAAGGAUUUGCCCUGGGUUGCCUCUGGCUAGUAGGAUGUUGCCGUUGAUGUUGGGGUCGUUGCUGAAUUGCUUUGGGUGGAGAGUUGAAGAGGGGAUGAAGCUGGAUGAGUUGGACAAGGAAGACGAGUAUGGGAUCACGUUGGAAAAGUCUCAGCCAGUUAGGAUUGUUCCAGUCAAGUUGAGUGAUUGAGACACCAAUAAUAAUAAUAAUAGCAUGGAAUAAUAGUAUGCAUGCUUGGAAUUUUA
Cajanus cajan (pigeon pea) is the source of this 1601-nucleotide messenger RNA. Its product is annotated as geraniol 8-hydroxylase. NCBI's taxonomy places the organism in Eukaryota, Viridiplantae, Streptophyta, Magnoliopsida, Fabales, Fabaceae. Gene Ontology annotation, molecular function: iron ion binding; monooxygenase activity; heme binding. The record is from RefSeq and is a predicted model, not a curated record.